Chaetomium strumarium is the source of this 849-nucleotide messenger RNA. RefSeq lists its product as uncharacterized. The coding region runs from base 1 to 849 and encodes 282 amino acids. The record is from RefSeq and is a predicted model, not a curated record. Lineage: Eukaryota; Fungi; Ascomycota; Sordariomycetes; Sordariales; Chaetomiaceae. The transcript is spliced from 4 exons.
AUGAAUGCCGUCAGACCACUGCUUGCUUGCUUGCUUGCUUGCUUGCUUGUUCCUCGAGCGUGUCCCGUGUGCCAGACUUCGACGUAUUUCUUGCUAGGCAGUAGAACGGACAGGCAGUUCAACCGCCCAGAAGCCGCAGGGGAGCUCGGGCGUGAGGCCGUCUUAUUCAUCGCCCCGGAUGACGACAGAGAACUCGCUCCAGCACCCAUGGAGUCGUCUGGUUGUGAAUCAGACGCGCUGUUGCUCGAAUCUUCUCGGAUUCUGCCGCCCACCAAUCCUGUAUCCGCACGGGAAGGUCGCGCGUACAUUUCGACGCUGCGGCAUUGGUGGAUUGCCCUGGUGCAAGAGCUCGAGGCUCAGGGCCGCCCGGUGAGCCAGUUGACGGAGGCGCGCGGCCAGCAGUUCCUCGCCCUCUGCCGGAGGACCCUAACUUACCAGCGGGAACCAGACGAGGACUGGCGUGGCAACCUCUGUUUCCUACAGCGUGAACUCGAAGUCCUCCGGUUCCGCCUCGCCAGGGAGGCCGAGUUCCAUCCCGUCAUCCGACGCCUCGAAGCAAUGUGGGAGGCGUCGGCGCGGCAACUGUGCGACCGCGGCCGGCGGCUACUCGGGCUGCGGGUGCGUGAGCGGGACUGGGACAAUGUUGGCUCGUGGCGCACGAGCGAGCCCUUGCCCCCAUGCCCCGACAACAUCGACGAGGGCACCUGGGAGCUCGUUUUAACCGCGCCGUGGUCCGAGAUCAGCCGGCGCCUCCGGAUGGAGUGUUGGUCUCUGACUCGGCUCCUAUGGCUCGCGGCGAGGUUCGCGCCACUUCCGUUCCAGCGCAUCCGGGAGCACAUCGACGGCUAG